ACCUGUCAUAAUUUAAAAGGAUUUAUUUAUUUUCGAGAUAACAAUAUGGAUAGACUAUUUGGAAAAUCAAAACCAAAACCUCCUCCACCAAAUUUAAAUGAUUGCAUAACCACGAUUGAUACACGUGGGGGAAAUGUUGAGCAAAAAAUUUCUAAAUUGGAUCAAGAAUUAACAAAAUAUAAGGAUCAAUUGAAAAAAAUGAGGGAAGGUUCUUCUAAGAACAUAGUCAAACAAAAAGCCCUCAAGAUACUUAAACAGAAACGAAUGUACGAACAACAAUUAGACAAUUUAAGGAAUCAAUCCUUUAACAUGGAACAAGCGAAUUAUGCCACCCAAGCGUUGAAAGACACCAAAACUACGCUCGACGCUAUGAAAAUGGGCGUGAAGGAAAUGAGGAAAGAAUACAAGCAUGUCAAUAUAGACAAAAUCGAUGAAGUCCAAGACGAUUUGGAAGAUUUAUUAGACCAAGCUAACGAAGUUCAAGAUGCUCUGGGUCGGCAAUACGGAGUACCAGAUAUCGAUGAAUCAGAGUUAGAUGCUGAACUCGAAGCCCUGGGAGAUGAAAUGCUGGGCGAUACCGACACCUCAUACCUCGACGAUGCUAGCAAAGCCCCAUCCGCACCCACAAAAGAACCCGGAAAGGAAUCUAUUGCCCUUCCCUCUGGCGGGAAAGGAGGAGGGGGUUCUAGUACUUCUAAGAAUAAAGAAGGUGUCACGCUUGACGAAUUUGGGUUGCCUCAAAUCAACUGAUCUUCACUUUGUGAUCUUAAAUUAACAUGCCAUAACUAUUUAAAUUUAUUAUAAUCUAUAAAAUCUCAAAAAUAUGUGUCUUAUAACAUAUUGAUUUAUUUUGGCGUUGUAUGUAGUUAUAAAUAUAUUGUUUAAUAAA
Gordionus sp. m RMFG-2023 is the source of this 889-nucleotide messenger RNA. Its product is annotated as charged multivesicular body protein 5-like. NCBI's taxonomy places the organism in Eukaryota, Metazoa, Nematomorpha, Gordioida, Chordodea, Parachordodidae. The record is from RefSeq and is a predicted model, not a curated record. The transcript has 8 exons. Bases 46 to 750 code for a protein of 234 amino acids. Gene Ontology annotation, biological process: late endosome to vacuole transport via multivesicular body sorting pathway; vesicle budding from membrane. Gene Ontology annotation, cellular component: multivesicular body.